AUGCCGUCGCAAUCUUCGACUAAUAAUCGCCCCGGCGCACUGCAGUCGCUCCAUCAUCGAGCCUCGGGGUCCUACCACUACCAGACCUUUCCCACCGCGCCUCCCAGGAACGCCGGCCGUCCGCCGCCAAAGAGCAUGAAGAGCAUAGACAACUCCUCCCACCCCAAUGGCAACCACCCGCCCUCGCCGCAUUUGAGUCGAUCGGAAUCGUACUCGUCCCAAAAUCACCACCACGAAACACCCCUACCCACAGGCCAACUCGCUAUACUGGCUGUGAUUGCAUUGGCAGAGCAGACGGCUCUGAACAGUAUCUCUCCCUAUCUGCCUGAUAUGGCGAGUACGUUUCCAGAGGUCGAAGAGGGGGAGAUUGGCAUGUAUGUCGGCCUGAUUGCAUCGGCAUUCGCAGCAGCACAGUUUGCGACAAACUUCCUCUGGGGAUGGCUGAGCGACAGGAUAGGCAGGAAGCCCGUCGUACUUACAGGCACGCUGUUGACAGCAGCCUGUUUCGUGGCAUUCGGGUUCUGCAGGACCCUAUGGCAGGCGAUAGUGGUGCAAGCAUUGAUGGGACUGGUCAAUGGCAAUCAGGGCGUCAUUAGUACAUGCUUGGGCGAGAUUACGGACAGGUCGAACCAGAGCAGGGCAUUCACGUAUCUGCCGGUGAUAUACGGCAUUGGAGGGAUAACAGGACCUCUUGUUGGUGGACUGUUGGUGCUCAGGGACAACCCGUUCAAGAAAGGACAUGCCAACCCAUACCCAUAUCUGCUGCCGAACCUGUUCUCAGCGGCGGUGUUGGUGAUUGACUUCGUUUUGACCGCGAUCUUCUUGAAGGAAUCCCUCGAUACCGCGUCCGAGCUGCCACCGUUGAAGAGGAGAAUAGAGAGCCUGUUCUCGUGGAUCUGGCAGUUUACCAGUUCGCACACCCCAACCUAUGUGCGGCGUGCGAGUAAGGGUGCCCACGACAACCAGCAGCCGUAUAGGCCCCUGUCCACAAACGACGCGAUCGAAGAGGACGAUGAGGAAGAUUCGGUUUCAGACGACGCCGCUUCCGAUGCCGAUCACCACGACCAUCUUGAAAGCAAAGACGUGUUCAAUCGUGACACCGUAUUGCUGCUGUCGUCGUAUCUGAUCUUUCAACUGAGCAACAUCUCAUACAACUCGCUGUAUCCGAUCUUCUCCGAAGCCAAGCCACCAACCGGCCGCGCUCUCGUUCCCGAAGAAAUCGGCACCAGCCUUGCCUUUGCGGGCCUCAUCACGAUCUUAUUCCAAGUUGGAGUUUUCGGGAAGCUGCGCGAGAAGAUAGGUAAUAAAACCACCUAUCGCGCUGGCAUGGCGGGCUUUGUGAUCGCUUUUCUCCUCAUGCCCUGGGUGGGCUACAAAGACAACGCGGACGGCUCAGGUGAGGCUACUAACAUGGGGAAAGUGUCGCUUUGGGUGGAAUUGGGCGCUAUUUUGAUUGUGAAAACCGUCGCCUCCGUGGGCGGGCUCACAAGCGCGCUUCUCCUCAUCACCAACAGCGCGCCCUCGCACGCGGUCCUGGGCACGUUGAAUGGCCUCGCGCAAACCCUGAGCGCUGCUGGGCGCGCUGUGGGGCCUUUCAUCUCCGGCAGCCUGUUCAGCGCGGCCACGCGCGUUCACCCCAAAGGUGAGGCUAUGGCAUUUGGCAUCUUCGGCGGAGUGAGCUUUCUCGGCUUCCUCAUGAGCUUCGGCAUAAGGGGCGCGAAUCUCGAGAGCGACGACUGGGACGACAGCAACGAAGACGACGACGAUGAAGCAGUCGUGGAGAGUAUUGACGGAGAUGCGAGCCCCGAUGGGAGACGGUAG
Zasmidium cellare ATCC 36951 is the source of this 1821-nucleotide messenger RNA. RefSeq lists its product as uncharacterized. The transcript has a single exon. The coding region runs from base 1 to 1821 and encodes 606 amino acids. The record is from RefSeq and is a predicted model, not a curated record. Gene Ontology annotation, biological process: transmembrane transport. Gene Ontology annotation, molecular function: transmembrane transporter activity. NCBI's taxonomy places the organism in Eukaryota, Fungi, Ascomycota, Dothideomycetes, Mycosphaerellales, Mycosphaerellaceae.